AUGGUCUCUCUCCAAACGGUGCAGCAUGCCAAUGUGGGCGUUGGAAGCCUCCCCGCCAGCCUCGUCGCAGUCUUUAUGGGAGCUACAUCCGGCAUCGGACAAAGUGCACUUCAACAUUUCGCUCAGCAUGCCUCUUCUCCCCGCAUUUACUCCGUCGCUCGCCCAUCCGCGGUUGCUUCGCACGACACCUUCCUGUCCUCGCUGCGCCAGUCCAACCCGACAGGCACAUACAACCUUAUCGAGGCCGAUGUCUCCCUUAUCUCCGAGAUCGACCGGAUCGUCGCCGGAGUAAAGGAGAAUGAGACCAAGGUUGACAUUCUCUUCAUGUCGGCCGGCUUCAUGGCCUUUGAGGGCCGCAAGGACACACGCGAAGGCCUUGAUCCGUCCAUGACGACGCGGUAUUACUCGCGUCUUCGUCUUGUGCAGCAGCUGCUUCCCCUGCUCAACAACGCACCGAGUCCGCGAGUCGUCUCGGUGCUGGGCGGCGGGCUGGAGGGACCCCUCAACGAAAAGGACUUGGAUCUGCGCGAUCCGAAAAACUGGUCCUUCUGGAACUCCUCAAUCCAAUCUGGUACCAUGGGGACGCUCGCGCUGGAGAGAUUUGCGCAGGCGAACCCACGCCUUAGCAUUGUGCACUGGUUCCCGGGAACUGUCGCGACGCCGGGCCUGGCUCGGGCCAACAAGUUUGGCAUGUCGCCCCCGAACCCGACGAGCGCGGACGAGGCCGGUCAGCGCGCGCUCUUCUUAGCUACUAACGACCGGUAUGCCGUCCAUGGCGGCCUCGUGCCCGUGCCCAUAGGGCUCUCCGUGGCGAAGAAGUCGGGCGGGGGCAUCUUCCUAGUUGAUCCGCAGGGCGAGAGCGCCGAUAGCGAGCAUCUGCUGGCCGGGUUGAGGAAACGGGGCGUGGACGAAACCGUAUGGCGCUUUACGGAAAAGGUGUUUGCGGCUUCGACUGCUCAAGCUGGUCAUUCCAAGGAUGAGCUGUGA
Molecule: messenger RNA, 987 nt
Organism: Aspergillus udagawae
Lineage: Eukaryota; Fungi; Ascomycota; Eurotiomycetes; Eurotiales; Aspergillaceae
Exons: 1
Coding region: 1-987 (328 amino acids)
Biological process (GO): secondary metabolic process
Source: RefSeq, a predicted model, not a curated record